AUGUCGAAUUCUAGUGUUAUUGAUGGUGAUUUGUAUUCUUCUAUGAGUGAGAGUGAAGAAGAAGAUGUUGAGAACUCAUUUUUUGAAGGUGGUGGAUCUUCAAGUUCAGUACAUGUUGUACAAUAUUUUGAUGAUAUAAUUGGAGAACAUGUCUAUAAGCCAGAUGUACCUGUUCAACUUAUUCCAUUUAAGGGUUUAGUCUUCAAAUCAUUAAAGUUGGCUAUCAAAAUGUAUUAUGAGUAUGCUGAAAUUGGUGGUUUUGAUGUUAGACUGAGCACACAGUCAAGGUUUGAUAACAAGAUUAUAAAGAAGAAGCAUGUUAUAUGUAAUCGUGCUGGUAAACAAAAAAAGAAAUCUUGUGACACAUUAGGUACAAGUGGUGUUAGGAGGAAACGAAAUUCAAAUUCAAGAGCUAUUGGUUGUCAAGCAAAGAUUAUAUUUGAAUCUGUGUAUGGAACUCCAGAUUAUAAAGUUUUUCAGUUUGAUGAACUUCACAACCAUCCACUUGAGAAGAGAAGCGAUUUAAAAAAGGCGAGACAAAUGUCAUAUUCAGAAAAAGAGUUUAUUGUGCGUGCUUCCACAUCAAAAAUAGGUCCAACUAUGGCUCAUAAGUUGAGGUCAAGUCUGAGAGGUGGGUAUGAGUUUGUAAAGCCCAAAGUAGUUGACUAUAAAAAUUUAAGGAGAGAUAUCAACAUGGUUAUUGGUUAUAAAGAUGCCCAAAUGAUAGUAAACACAAUGAAUGACCGUCGAGCUCACUAUCCAAAUUACUCAUUUGAGUUUAAUUGUCAAGAUGAUGUUUUGGACUGUAUGUUUUGGGCUGAAGAAAUGGAAAAGGCAUAUUAUGUUGAAUUUGGUGAUGUUAUCUCAUUUGAUGUGACUUUCCGAACAAACAAGUAUCGAAUGGUUUUUGUUCCGUUUACUGCUAUUUACCAUCAUAAAAAAUCGGUUACUGUUGGAUCUGGGUUGCUAAGCAAUGAAAGAAUUGAGUCUUACUCUUGGUUGCUUAAAGCAUUUCUUAAAACUCAUGGGAAAGAACCAACACUUGUUUUAACCGAUCAAGAUGCUGCAAUAAAACAAGCUGUUGAGAAUGUGUUUCGUAAUUCAAAGCACUGA
Molecule: messenger RNA, 1113 nt
Organism: Lactuca sativa (garden lettuce)
Lineage: Eukaryota; Viridiplantae; Streptophyta; Magnoliopsida; Asterales; Asteraceae
Product: protein FAR1-RELATED SEQUENCE 5-like
Source: RefSeq, a predicted model, not a curated record